Coniophora puteana RWD-64-598 SS2 is the source of this 1644-nucleotide messenger RNA. RefSeq lists its product as uncharacterized. The record is from RefSeq and is a predicted model, not a curated record. The coding region runs from base 1 to 1287 and encodes 428 amino acids. The transcript has a single exon. Lineage: Eukaryota; Fungi; Basidiomycota; Agaricomycetes; Boletales; Coniophoraceae.
AUGCUGCGUAGAGAUUGGCAGAUUUUGAACAAGUACCUCGCGCGAGUUCGGAGUAUCACUCUCACAGGGGCUGGGAGUGUCGUUAUCGAACCCAAUGUCCUUGGCGCCGUAUCCAACCACUGCGGCACGGUUCUCUUCCCAGCACUGCGAAGGCUCUGCAUACGCUCGCCCACGUCAACUACAGAAGCGAUCCUGCCGCAGCUGCUCAAGUUGUCCGUUGGACCUCUCUUGAAAGAAUUGGUCCUCCAAGGACUCGAUCCGAGGUUCUUAUCUGCCAUACUCCUGGCAAGCCAGUGGAGUCCAAGCCUUGAACAGCUGCGGGUUUACCUUCCAGACUUGUGGCCAUCGCUUUGCCACGACCUGCCUGCACUAAUGCUAGAGGCGGUAGGAGGCUUAAAGCAUCUAAGAAAGCUUGUGCUGGCAAUAUCCGACGCCGAGGUUGUAUCCGCGAAGGACAUGCUAUCAGCCGUAGGACGUCUUCAAUCUCUGGAACAUCUCUCGCUCUUGUCCUGGAUUAGACGACCGUCCCAUCUCGAAGACGUGAAAAUAGACAUGCCUAUUUCCUUACCUAUGCUCACGCAGAUUAAUCUAGAGGGUUAUCCGCCGUAUGUGGAUCGCAUCUUGGCAAACUUCGCGAACUUGAAGACCCUUGAAGGUUUUAAAGCUACGCUCUAUGGUGACAUGCAAGCGCCUGAACUAGACAAGAUACUGACAUCUAUCACCACGCGGCUUCCCGAGGCGAUUCGGAACAUACGUCUGACGUUCUUCCACUGCAACCAGCCAGGGCCUCAAUUAUUGCAGUUUGUUCUGCAAUUUCGCAAGCUUACCGGUCUAUCUUUGACCUUCAAUAUCACCCUUUUCACCGACGAUCAACUAGCCGCGAUAUCUUUCCCUUUUCUCGAGCACCUCUGCCUCCAGGGUCGCCCUAUGCAUCGAGACGAACCCCAGAAUAUGACACUGCGCGGUGUCGGUCACUUGAUCCGCAACUGCCCUCUCCUGACUCACCUUAUACUCGCCAUCAAUGCGACUAUUGCUUCCAAUCAGGAUUGCGAUACCUCGCCCAUCGAUGCCUGCAGCUUGACCUUGAAGUCGUGGGACGUCACUGGGUCUAUGAUCGACGAUUCCGAGUUCACAGCGCGGCACAUCAUCAGCAUGAUGCCUCUUUUGUCCGAGCUCAAGUCAACAAGGCCUGGAGUAGAGUCGGACCACUGGGAGAAGGUGAAGACCUUGAUCGCGUUUUGGAGAUGUGUAUACCAGCGCCAUCAGCUGGUUCUACAGGACGCAUAGGACAUCAGACACUCUCAGUGCUUUGGUAUCUCCGGACGAGAUCCACGAGGAAGUGGGGGAAAGAGGCCAGGACAUAUAAUAUAGGGAAACAGUUCACGUAAUGGGUGUUAGCACCGUUACGUCGCUUUCACAAGUACGUUUUACAUGAUGCCGUCAUUGAAGAUCACUGGCUGCUGAGCGCCGAGGUGUUACUCGUCGACCAAUGCGUACAGAUUGGAGGUUUUGAUUCCGGGUUGCAUCCAUUCUCCGGGAGAAGGCGAUAAGUGCUCGAGCACCAGUCAAAGCGUCGAGUCAAAGCGUAGUCGAGGUGACGAGUGUGGUGGCCGCGUGUGCUCGGACCGUGACGCGCUUUUGUGG